This is a messenger RNA of Toxotes jaculatrix (banded archerfish), 6239 nucleotides long. RefSeq names its product collagen alpha-1(XXV) chain. The record is from RefSeq and is a predicted model, not a curated record. The transcript is spliced from 36 exons. The coding region runs from base 313 to 2292 and encodes 659 amino acids. NCBI's taxonomy places the organism in Eukaryota, Metazoa, Chordata, Actinopteri, Toxotidae.
CUCUCUUUCUACUUUAUUGUGCACAAUAGCAUUUUUCCUCUGCACUAAACUACCGUGCAAGGGUCGGUGCAACAAGUUUGCAGGAGCCACAACGCGCCGUUAAGACAGGUUGACUUGCUUUGGCUGGAGAGGAGUGGAGCCUCCACUCGUCUGUCGCUGUCACCACAAAGUCACUGUACGUGAACGCCGCGUCGCAGGCAGCCAGGCAGGCGCACAGACACACACGCACACACACUCAACGCAGUGUGCCAUAAAUUCGUGACUCCGCGCCAGAUGCAGUUUGCUCCCAACAGCGCGUGUAGUUAUAGUUAAAUGGAGAUCGCGAAGGCACGAGGAGCAUCAAAGUGCGUGGAAAAGAUGGAGAAAGUGGCGCCUCAGAAGCGGCAAUACUGUCGCACAACAGUGCUGAACAUAGUCUCGUCUUUAUUUUCAGUGGCGUCCGUCGCCUUUUGCAUUUUUCUGAGCAUUAACGCAGCUGAUAUUAAGAACCGGGUUGUGGAUUUGGAGAGUGGGAAUGGCGAGCACACCUUUAUCCGUGCCCCUGGCUACACCAUGGAUGAUUUUAAUUCAUUGAUCCAACAAAGAGUGGACGAGCUGCUCUCGCAGCGCUCCUAUGAAAAUUUUGUCAAGAUUCGCACCGCCAGACAAGCAUCACCUGAAUGCAACUGCCCUCCAGGACCUCCGGGAAAGCGAGGAAGAAGAGGCCGCAAUGGAGAACCUGGACCUCCUGGCCCUCCAGGUCCAAAGGGUGAAAAGGGGGAUCAAGGCGACCAGGGACCACGGAUGGUCUUCCCUAAGAUCAAUCAUGGCUUUCUUUCCGCUGACCAGCAGCUCAUAAAGCGGCGGCUCAUUAAGGGAGAUCAGGGGCAAGCAGGACCACCUGGGCCUCCAGGGCCACCGGGCCCUCCUGGGCCGAGAGGGCCUCCAGGGGACACAGGCAAAGAUGGGCCCAGAGGUGUACCUGGUCUACCUGGUGAUCCAGGACAGCAUGGAGAAACUGGACCCAUGGGACCUCAGGGGCCACAAGGGCUGAAGGGUUCACUCGGGCCUCCUGGCAUCCCAGGUGUUGAUGGACUGAAGGGUGAAAUGGGAGAGCGAGGUGAAAAGGGGGACAUGGGUGAAGAAGGACCGAAAGGUGAUAUGGGUGAGAAGGGAGAUGCAGGCUCCUCUGCAGCUGGCAUCAAGGGCGAACCUGGAGAGCCUGGACGAAGUGGACACAAGGGAGAGCCAGGACUUCCAGGGCUGCCUGGACUCCCAGGGAUAAAGGGUGAGCCUGGAUUCCUCGGUCCCCAGGGAGAGCCAGGACUUCCCGGACUCCCAGGGACUAAGGGUGAGAAAGGCGACCACGGGCCACCAGGAAAAGGUGAACGAGGAGACCCUGGAGCUGUUGGACCAAAGGGUUCACAAGGAGAGGCUGGUACACCUGGUCCUAAAGGGUCAAAGGGGGAGACUGGAGACAAAGGAGACUUGGGAUCCAUUGGCCCGAGGGGCCCCCCUGGGCAGAAAGGAGACCAAGGAGCCACUGAAAUCAUUGACUACAAUGGAAACAUUCAGGAGGCUUUACAGAAGAUUACCACUAUUACAGUAACGGGUCCUCCUGGGCCUCCCGGGCCAACGGGACCACAGGGUAUAAAGGGGGAUCGUGGUAUGCCUGGUCUCCCAGGACUCGAUGGAGAAAGAGGCUACAAAGGUUCAAAAGGAGACAUGGGAAUGCCUGGAGCUUCAGGGGAGAAAGGAGCAACCGGUUUACCUGGAUUACCUGGUGUCAAUGGGGUAAAAGGGGAAAAGGGAGAUCUUGGUCUGCCUGGUCCUCAGGGUCCUUCAAUUAUUGGCCCCCCAGGGCCACCAGGGCCCCAUGGACCACCAGGACCCAUGGGACCCCAUGGAUUCCCUGGACCAAAGGGUGAACCUGGAUUGCAUGGCAUGAAGGGUAUGCGAGGAGAACCAGGACACAAAGGGGAUCGUGGACCUUUGGGUCUCCCCGGCAUGGAUGGACCUCCGGGUCCAGCUGGUCCUGCUGGACCAAAGGGGGACAUAGGUGAGAGAGGAGCACCAGGCGAGCCAGGACCAAGGGGACCUUAUGGACUACCUGGAGCUGCUGGAACACCAGGCUUGGAUGGGUUGCCAGGCUUAAGGGGAGAGAAAGGCGACGUUGGGGAAAGAGGAGAAAAGGGUUUCCGGGGAUUUAAGGGUGAAAAGGGGGAACCAGGGCAGCCAGGUCUGGACGGGCUGGAUGCCCCAUGCCAAUUGGGCCCAGAUGGAUUACCAAUGCCUGGAUGCUGGCAGAAGUGAUCACUCUAACCUGAAACGCAUGGAGUUUGUAAAUAAUGCUUCUUUUAUGGUAUUUAUAGUUUUUUUUUAAUGGGAAAAAUAGUCUAAAAGAAAAGAAGUCUAUGUGUACAACGCUACAAAAAGAGAUAAUCGUCCCAAGUUUCACGCCCUAAGCUGCUUCUACUCACAUCGCCGUGUGGAAAAAACGUGUGUGUCUGCUCUCUCACAUCCACAUCGUGGUGGAGUUCCGAUCCUUGGCUGGCGGCAGAACUUGUCUCUUUAGUCUUUGCAUGGCUCAGACUGGAGCGUCGCAGCCCGGCCAGAUUCACAGGGGUGAAAGGAGACGUGGGAGGAGGAGGAGGAGGAGAAGGAGGAAGUGAAGGAAGGGGAUCUGGACUGGCUCUAACACCAAACGCUAGGUGUUUUGUGUUGUUUCGUCUCAACAAGCUCACCACCCAUUUGUGCAGCACCAUUUUGUAGAAGACUAAAAAAAAAAAAAAAAGACUAUUACCAACAGAACAUUGCACCCCUGACCCCCGCAAAAGCAUGAGUAGUGUACUGAAACUAUAUUUAUAUGUAUUGUACAUACAUGUCACUGUUUUGUGGUUGCGUCAUGGCUUCUGCAGAAAAGAAAAACAACACUAACAUAAAAAAACAAACCCAGAGCUCUGAAUUAGUAAUUUUUGCUUUCCUUUAAUCUUCCCAAGGGAGUCACGCCAUGGCUGGUAGCCUGAAAAUCCCCCAGAAAGUAAAGCUGUUGGUUAUUGUUGCUUUAUUGUGGUGAUGCCUGCAGAGGGUAUGAUAUCAGCAGGUUUUCACUGUUGCACUCGCGGCUCAGCAUCGUCAGUGUGGUGCCUCCAACAGCCACACAUCCCCAGACAAGAGGGGAGAACUUGGCAGGCUCGCUGAACCGAUAGGAAAACAAGUCAGGCUCACAAGGAUUUGAGAUUGGACGGGGCCUGCUCAGGCCCCCCCCCCCCCCCCCCCCCCCCCCCCCCAGAGGCACAGGAAUGGAUUCUGCAGGAGAGCUGCUAAAGCGUCUCAUUGAUCUCCGUAGAGAUCAACUGGAGCAUCUGCCUCUCCUAACAAGCAACGCUUCAGGGUCUACUGAGAGCGUCGACAGAAUGCAAUCAUAUUUUUUUCUUUAUUUUAUUUCAUUCUUAAACAUUGUAUUUUGUGUAUAAUAGCCUUUGGUGCCUCAAGCUUUUAUUCAUUCCUUUAUCAGAAAUGUACAACUUUAUAUCAUAUUUUUAAUUAUUGGAAUGGUUUUCAUUUCAGAAGGGUAAGCUUUGUUUGUUGUGAGGGUAUUGAAAAAGACACACAUUGCGCACUGUUUUUCAUAUGAUUUUUUACAGGAUGUUGAAAUAGCAUGAAGGUUAAAGCUUCACCCGAGGACACAGUAAGACUGAGUCCAUCUUGACUGUACAGCCUCUGAUCUUACUCGUGGUUUUGAAGGAGCUCAUUGUUUGUGCAAAAGCAAAUCCAGCAUUAUAACAAAUAUGCUACUUGGACUUGUUGUAUGGGAUAUAAUUUGUACAGUGUUGUCAUUUCACUGCAUGUACACAAUGUAUUACUUACUUAAAUUUUGAGAAUAAGCGUUGUUUUAGAGGAGCUGAACAUCCAGCUUUGUCUCGGGCAGGGUUGGGGUUUUGUUCAGCUCUAACAAAGCAACGGUCAGAUUUAGCCGAACACACAGUCGCUGGUAUUUCAGAUGUGUCAGAUUAAGGGAGGUUAUGUUGAAUAGAACCGUCUCAGUUGCAUUACACUUCUCUGUUACACCUCAUGUGUUGUCUUAAACAUAUAGAAAACAUGUAACACAGUGCCAGAAAAGCUGAAUUUAAUAGACACAGUUCAAUUUCCAUUAAUUAAAACCACAAGCUAACUGGUGGCCAGUUAUGUCACAUUCCAUAUCAGAUGGAGCAAAAGUAAAUGGAGCAGUAGAUCAUAGCUAGGUUUAUUUUCCACCACAGUCUAUUCAUUUUUUUUCAUGUUACUUAUACUCAGAUUGCCUUCUGACAUAGUGAGUGCUAUGCAAGGUGAUAUUCACAGUACUUCUUUUCUUCAACCUUAGAAAUAUGCAUGGAUGAUUUACUGUAAGGGCAGAUGUGAAAAACCAACAUUUUGUUGUGAUGUAGCAGCAACCACAGGUGGACUCGAAGAAGAUCUAUUCCCGUACGGUUUCUGUUUGAUUGUACUGUUCAUCUCAUCAUUAUAAAGAACGGAUGCACAUCUGUAUAGAUUAUAACAGUGCUAACUGAUAGUAGGUCAACAGCAGCUCAGUUGAUGUGCUCUACCAGUGGCAAGAACUACACAACAGGUUUCUUUAUUGUUGUUGGGGUUUUAUGUAUGUAACAAUUUUAAGAUUUUUUUGUGCAUAUAAUUGUGUAUUUGUCUCAGUAUUUUAAGUGGUACAUUAUUUAUUUUUCUAUAAUUUCUUAAAUGAAGGCAUUUUGGUUUUAAACAGCAUUCCUUUAAGUUGUUUCGGCUUCUGAUGUCAGUUUCCACUGCGUCUCUGUUGACAUGAAGAAUUUUGGAUCAUGCUAAGGCAUCAGGAAACAGUUAUGCAAAUGGUUCAGUGUGAAGGAAGUUGGUCAUUCACAAAUUACAGUGUGUAUUCACUUCAGAUUAUAGGCCUUACCAUGGAAUACAUCUCCUUUUAUUUAAUUUCGUGUGUCAGAAAGCUAACUAUGACAACAAAGUACUGAUGGCCUGAAUGUUGACAGGCCCAGCCAAUGCAACCGUGUACCGCGUGAAAUAUCACAGCUUUCUCUCAUGCUUUCUCUUUUCUCUCUCUUUCUCUCUCUCUCUCUCUCUCUCUCUCUCCUCUUUGCAUUGAAUGUAGUUUGAUAUAUGUAUAGUGGAUUAUUAAUGUACUGUUAAAAAAUGUGUGCUCAUUUGACAAGAAGUGCAAUUUAUACUUUGGUUAAUGUGUGUAGCAUCAAAUGCAGCUGAAUUAUCACAUAUCUGUGAUCUCUAUAGCUCCAUUUGUUCAGUCAUGCUACCCUGUAUACCACUACCUGGAAAGAAAAUGUUUAUUCACCAGAAGACAAAGAAACAAAUAUAAACAUGGACCUUUCAUUAAAUCUCAAUUUAGAUUGGUUUAUUGUUGCUUCAGACCUGUCCCUUCACUCAUAUUUUAAAGUGUUAUUUCCAUUACUUAAUAUUUACUAAGUUUUUGCAAUAUGUUUUUUAUUUUUUAUUUUGUGUUUUGACAUCCAACCUUUGUUACAGUAUUUGUUCUCACAAGGUGCUGUAUCUUUAGCAUGUGCAGCUAAGUUUUUUAAUUGAUUUUUUUUAUUUGAUUGAUUGUUUUGUUUUGUUUUGUUUUGAUUGUUGUGUUUCCUUGUUAAAGUUUCAUUUUAUUUAGUUUAUUUCUGCUUUUAGCAGAAGUGCCAAAAUAUUUCAAACAUUUAUUUCCAUAUCAGUAUUAGCAGAGCUGGUGACGAGCUCCAGAAUGGCUCACUUUAGUCCCACUUCUGUGUAUUUGUCAUCAUUACAGAAAUGCUCUGAGUCAAGUUUUCAUCUGAAGAAACAGUAGGAUACACCCACAAAACACACUUUACUCAUCAAAACCUUCAGAAUAACAGCGUUGGUUAAGGAUAGUUGACAAAGUCACAUCCACAAUAUUCUUCUGCAUUUUAUUGAAAGACAACACUGGUCUCUUAUGAGUACUUAGAAUCUCUUACUCUUCUCUACCCUCCAAUGCACUGCAGCGUUACUGAAAUAAUUACACUGCCACACACUCUCCAAAAUUAAACACAGUCUAUGGAAACAAAAAUGCAAAGCAAAAUCCACUUUGUGGCUUUUUUGAGUUACAACUGCAUUUUUUUUUUGGGUGGUAAACGUUCAGUUUAUGUUCCGUAUUUGGUUUAUUAACUUUUUAGCCACUUGAUCGACAUUUCUUUGAAGACCCUUGUGUUCACACACUACUAUACUUCAAAAUGGCAUUUCAUAUGACUGUACUGUUG